Messenger RNA from Coffea eugenioides, 955 nucleotides. RefSeq names its product EKC/KEOPS complex subunit Tprkb. Gene Ontology annotation, cellular component: cytosol; EKC/KEOPS complex; nucleus. The record is from RefSeq and is a predicted model, not a curated record. Bases 214 to 645 code for a protein of 143 amino acids. NCBI's taxonomy places the organism in Eukaryota, Viridiplantae, Streptophyta, Magnoliopsida, Gentianales, Rubiaceae. Gene Ontology annotation, biological process: telomere maintenance via recombination; tRNA threonylcarbamoyladenosine modification. The transcript is spliced from 7 exons.
AUCCCAGAAAACUUAAACCUAACCUUUUCUCCUUUAAGAAACCAACAAUUCUGCUCUUUAUUUUAGCCAACGAUGAAGGUGUUCGAGGUUAAUGGAUCCACCCUCUGUCUUGCCCUCUUCGUCGACGUCACCAACUCCAAUGGAAUCCCAGGCUAGCAGCUAUCCUGCCCUGUGCUAGUGUGCGUUUGUGUGUGCGGGGAACUCCUGGAUUCAAUGCAAGGUGGAACUUUGGAACCAGAAGUAGCAUUGCUGAAUGCAUUACUUAUCCCAGAUGUUUUCCCUGUUCUGGCUGCUGCACACAAGACGCUUGUAGCUAAAUCAAGGCAGUCAUUAACAACACGGACCCUGCAUUCUGAGCUUGUCUAUAAUUAUUCAGGUUCUAAGCAUAUCUCAGAAUCCUUAAAGAGAUGUGGCAUCUCUGAAAGUUCAACCUACAUCCUUGUGGCUCGGUUCAGUGCUUCUGCUGAUGAGAUGACAGCCAUAGAGAAACUGAUAGAAGGAAGAGAGAUCGAUUUAGAUGAUUUGGAAGGAAAAGCAAAUCAAUCCCAAAUACAGAAGCACUACAAAAUAUCAAGCUUGGAGUUGGAGAUAUCUUCGCUUGCAGAUGCCAUAACUUGCAGGAUCGCUGCCCGAGACGCAUUGUGAAGCAGGAAUUUGCUGCCAACUUCAAAGGACUUCUCCUCUUUACUUUUUCGCUCCUUGUCGCCACACUUCAGAGGACUUCUGACUUUCCUUAACCAUCACUCGUACAACUUUUUACAAUAUUAAGACCCAAUUUCUGAUUCAGUUCCUGAUUGGUGUAACUUGGCCUGUGUAGCGAAUUCUCGGACGAGUUUGUCGCUGAAGAUCCAAAACCGCCCCAUAUCAUGUCUACUUAUGCUGCUUUGUUUGGUUGUGAAAACGGGGUACUAUAAAGUGUAAAUGGCGAUACAUUGGCUUUUGAUUGCGAUGUCUA